This is a messenger RNA of Annulohypoxylon truncatum, 1053 nucleotides long. RefSeq lists its product as uncharacterized. The transcript has a single exon. NCBI's taxonomy places the organism in Eukaryota, Fungi, Ascomycota, Sordariomycetes, Xylariales, Hypoxylaceae. The record is from RefSeq and is a predicted model, not a curated record. The coding region runs from base 1 to 1053 and encodes 350 amino acids.
AUGCCACGCAAGCAACUAUCUCUCCAGAAACUUUUUCAUAGGGGUUUCCACGGCGGUCUUCGUUGGCAGACACAGGCUAAGGAUGUUUACGAUGAACGGUUGGGACGCGAAGUAAAGAAGCACCGCUUCCUCCUUCAUCAUCCGCACUCCAUCCAUCUCGCCAAGGUAUUGGCGAGGGAGCUCAAGACGACCAACCCGACCGUCGUCAGCCUGGCUCUUUCGCAUGUUUACGAAUUUGCCGCCGAAAAAGUCGAAUUCUGCGCCGAGUUGGAGCCGCAGGAAUUCUUCGCUCGGGCGAAGAAUUCCUUUCCCUGGUCGAGCAAGAUCAACGACCUAGCAUUUUGGGCGUUCACCUACAAGGCGUUCCACGCCCGCGCCAUCUUCCUGAACGUGAUUCUGCGCCCAGACGAAGAGCCCCCCGUCGGGCAGCCCCUGUCCCAGGCCCUCGACCGAUUCCUGGACGCGUUCUUGCUGCGAUACCCCAUCGACCAAGCCGAUGUACUCGAAGAGGGCGACAAGAUCUGCCAAGAGAAUAUCGAGCUAGCAGAGGAAGUGGUUAACGUCAACAAGCCCCUAUACAACAAGUACUUCCCAUACCACCUAACCCAUCACGAGGGUCAGGGUGACGGGACAGACAAACUCGUACUCGAUACCGAAGAGAUCCGGAGAGACGCGUGGGAAACUGGCGCCGCCAUCGCGGACCGCUUCAAAGAAAUAGCCCUGUCAAAGGUCCCGGACGAAGAGCUCUUUUUCUACGACACGGAAUGCCGAAACAGCCACCGUGACGCUUUUCUGGACGAGAUCGUUCGCGAGCGAAGCGGACAUUCGAAUAGCCGGGACUCUACAGAGGGGAUGGGAGUCGUGCGAAAGUAUGACUCCUUCAAGGAAUACAGAGAGCCGGCCCCUGAGGAAGGAGAGGAGGAAGGAGAGAAGGAUGUUGCCCUACCUGAAGGACAGCAGGGUGACGAGGAUAAUGACGAUGUGAUGAGAGAGGCAGACAUGGAUGACGAGCUGCCUGAGUCCAAGAGGCUCAAGAAGCUGAAAUUGGAGUAA